AUGGCAGCUGCCAGGAGGCAUGACUUCUCCUUCAAGACCUUGCUGACAUUCAGCUGGCUCAUCCUAGCCCUCUUCCCUUGGGCUGCAUCCACAGUGGCCACUGGGUGCCCUGACCAGAGCCCUGAGCUGCAGUCCUGGAACCCUGGCCAUGACCAAGACCACCAUGUGUACAUCAGCCAGGGCAGGACACUGCUGCUCACCUCUUCUGCCACAGUCCACUCCAUCCACAUCUCAGAGGGAGGCAAACUAGUCAUUAAAGACCACAAUGAGCCAAUUGUUUUGCGAACCCGGCACAUCCUGAUUGACAAUGGAGGAGAGAUGCAUGCUGGGAGUGCCCUCUGCCCUUUCCAGGGCAAUUUUAGCAUCAUCUUGUAUGGAAGGGCUGAUGAAACUGUUCAGCCAGACCCUUACUACGGCUUGAAGUACAUUGGAGUCGGCAGAGGGGGCACCCUGGAGUUGCAUGGACAGAAAAAGCUCUCCUGGACAUUUCUGAACAAAACCCUUCACCCAGGUGGCAUGCAGGAGGGAGGCUAUUUUUUUGAAAGGAGCUGGGGUCACCGUGGAGUCAUUGUUCAUGUCAUCGACCCCAAAUCAGGCACAGUCAUCCAUUCUGACAGGUUUGACACCUAUAGAUCCAAGAAAGAGAGUGAACGUCUGGUCCAGUAUUUGAACUCGGUGCCCAAUGGCAGGAUACUUUCUGUUGCAGUGAAUGAUGAAGGUUCUCGAAACCUGGAUGACAUGGCCCGGAAGGCGAUGACCAAAUUGGGCAGCAAACACUUCCUACACCUUGGAUUUAGACACCCUUGGAGUUUUCUAACUGUGAAAGGAAAUCCCUCUUCUUCGGUUGAAGACCAUAUAGAAUAUCACGGACACCUUGGCUCCGCUGCUGCCCGGGUAUACAAAUUGUUCCAGUCAGAGCACGGCGAGUAUUUCAAUGUUUCUUCGUCCAGUGAGUGGGUUCAAGAUGUGGAAUGGACAGAAUGGUUUGACCAUGAUAAAGUAUCUCAGACUAAAGGUGGGGAGAAGAUUUCAGACCUCUGGGCAGCUUACCCAGGAAAAAUCUGCAACCGUCCCAUUGAUAUACAGGCCACUACAGUGGAUGGAGUUAACCUCAGCACCGAGGUUGUCUACAAAAAAGGCCAGGAUUAUAGGUUUGCGUGCUACGACCGGGGCCGAGCCUGUCAGAGCUACCGUGUGCGAUUCCUCUGUGGGAAGCCUGUGAGGCCCAAACUCACAGUCACCAUUGACACCAACGUGAACAGCACCAUCCUGAAUCUGGAGGACAAUGUACAGUCAUGGAAGCCUGGAGAUACCCUGGUUGUGGCCAGCACUGAUUACUCCAUGUAUCAGGCAGAAGAGUUCCAGGUGCUCCCCUGCAAAGCCUGUGCCUCCAAUCAGGUCAAAGUGGCAGGGAAGCCGAUGUACCUGCACAUCGGGGAGGAGAUAGACGGCGUGGACAUGCGGGCUGAGGUCGGGCUCCUGAGCCGGAACAUCGUGGUGAUGGGGCAGAUGGAGGACAGUUGCUACCCCUACAGCAAACACAUCUGCAACUUCUUUGACUUUGACACCUUUGGGGGCCACAUCAAGUUUGCACUGGGGUUUAAGGCAGCCCACCUGGAGGGCGUGGAGCUGAAGUACAUGGGGCAGCAGCUGGUGGGUCAGUACCCAAUUCACUUCCAUCUGGCCGGCAAUGUGGACGAAAAAGGAGGCUACGACCCACCCACCUACAUCAGGGACCUCUCCAUCCACCACACGUUCUCUCGCUGUGUCACUGUCCACGGCUCCAAUGGACUAUUGAUCAAAGACGUUGUGGGCUAUAACUCUUUGGGCCACUGCUUCUUCACGGAAGAUGGGCCAGAAGAACGCAACACUUUUGACCACUGUCUUGGGCUCCUUGUCAAAUCUGGAACGCUCCUCCCCUCCGACCGUGACAGCAAGAUGUGCAAAAUGAUCACAGAGGACUCCUAUCCGGGCUACAUCCCCAAGCCCAGGCAGGACUGCAAUGCUGUGUCCACCUUCUGGAUGGCCAACCCCAACAACAACCUCAUCAACUGCGCCGCUGCGGGAUCCGAGGAAACUGGAUUUUGGUUCAUUUUUCACCAUGUACCAACGGGCCCCUCAGUGGGAAUGUACUCCCCAGGUUAUUCAGAGCACAUUCCACUGGGAAAAUUCCAUAACAACCGAGCACACUCCAACUACCGGGCUGGCAUGAUCAUAGACAAUGGAGUCAAAACCACCGAGGCCACUGCCAAGGACAAGCGACCCUUCCUCUCUAUCAUCUCUGCCAGAUACAGCCCUCACCAGGAUGCUGACCCGCUGAAGCCCCGGGAGCCAGCCAUCAUCAGGCACUUUACUGCCUACAAGAACCAGGACCAUGGGGCCUGGCUGCGUGGCGGGGAUGUGUGGCUGGACAGCUGCCGGUUUGCUGACAAUGGCAUUGGCCUGACCCUGGCCAGUGGUGGAACCUUCCCAUAUGAUGAUGGCUCCAAGCAGGAGAUAAAGAACAGCUUGUUUGUUGGCGAGAGUGGCAACGUGGGGACGGAAAUGAUGGACAAUAGGAUCUGGGGCCCGGGCGGCUUGGACCACAGUGGAAGGACCCUCCCUAUAGGCCAGAAUUUUCCGAUUAGAGGAAUUCAGUUCUAUGAUGGCCCCAUCAACAUUCAGAACUGCACUUUCCGAAAGUUUGCGGCCCUGGAGGGCCGGCACACCAGUGCCCUGGCCUUCCGCCUGAACAACGCCUGGCAGAGCUGCCCCCAUAACAACGUGACCAACAUUGCCUUUGAGGACGUCCCGAUUACUUCCAGAGUGUUCUUUGGAGAGCCUGGGCCCUGGUUCAACCAGCUAGACAUGGAUGGGGAUAAGACGUCCGUGUUCCACGACAUUGAUGGCUCUGUGUCUGAGUACCCUGGCUCCUACCUCACCAAGGAUGACAACUGGCUGGUCCGGCACCCAGACUGCAUCAAUGUUCCAGACUGGAGAGGGGCUAUCUGCAGUGGGCGCUAUGCACAGAUGUACAUUCAGGCCUACAAGACCAGUAACCUGCGAAUGAAGAUCAUCAAGAACGAUUUCCCCAGCCACCCUCUCUUUCUGGAGGGAGCCCUCACCAGGAGCACCCAUUACCAGCAGUACCAGCCAGUCAUUACUCUGCAGAAGGGCUACACCAUCCACUGGGACCAGACAGCCCCCGCCGAGCUUGCCAUCUGGCUCAUCAACUUCAACAAGGGUGACUGGAUCCGAGUGGGGCUCUGCUACCCACGAGGCACCACCUUCUCCAUCCUCUCGGAUGUUCACAAUCGCCUGCUGAAGCAAACAUCCAAGACGGGCACCUUCGUGAGGACCUUGCAGAUGGACAAAGUGGAGCAGAGCUAUCCUGGCAGGAGCCACUACUACUGGGAUGAGGACUCGGGGCUGUUGUUCCUGAAGCUGAAAGCUCAGAACGAGAGAGAGAAGUUUGCCUUCUGCUCUGUGAAAGGCUGUGAGAGAAUCAAGAUUAAAGCUCUGAUCCCAAAGAAUGCAGGCAUCAGCGACUGCUCAGCCACAGCCUACCCCAAGUUCGCCGAGAGGGCAGUCGUGGACGUGCCCAUGCCCAAGAAGCUCUUUGGUUCUCAGCUGAAGACAAAGGACCACUUCUUGGAGGUGAAGAUGGAAAGUUCCAGGCAGCACUUCUUCCACCUCCGCAGUGACAUUGCUUAUAUUCAAGUGGAUGGGAGGAAGUACCCUAGCUCAGAAGAUGGCAUCCAGGUGGUGGUGAUUGACGGGAGCCGAGGGCACGUGGUGAGCCACACCAGCUUCAGGAAUUCCAUUCUGCAGGGCAUCCCGUGGCAGCUCUUCAGUUAUGUGGUGGCCAUCCCUGACAAUUCCAUAGUUCUCAUGGCAUCAAAGGGAAGAUACAUCUCCAGAGGACCGUGGACCAGAGUGCUGGAAAAACUUGGGGCAGACAAAGGUCUCAAAUUGAAAGAGAAAAUGGUAUUUGUUGGCUUCAAAGGCAGCUUCCGGCCUACCUGGGUGACUCUGGACACCGAGGACCACAAUGCCAAAAUCUUCCAAGUUGUGCCCAUCCCUGUGGUGAGAAAGAAGAAGCUGUGA
This is a messenger RNA of Cynocephalus volans (Philippine flying lemur), 4086 nucleotides long. RefSeq names its product cell migration inducing hyaluronidase 1 (gene CEMIP). The record is from RefSeq and is a predicted model, not a curated record. Bases 1 to 4086 code for a protein of 1361 amino acids. The transcript is spliced from 28 exons. NCBI's taxonomy places the organism in Eukaryota, Metazoa, Chordata, Mammalia, Dermoptera, Cynocephalidae.